AUGACACCCACGUCGCAGCUUUGUCAAUCAGAUCUAUUCAAAAAACGCUCCGAGCUCCUCAGCCGCGAUGCUCGAGUGGACCUUUCAUACGAAAGGGCCAAAGCCAUUGGCUUAGCACUCGGCAUCACUCUUCAUGAUACUUUGCAUCUGACCCAAAAAUUUUGGGACAUGCACACGGACCCAAUCAUGGUCCUAGAUGGGGCCGCCUCCACGCUGCUGACAAUCCAGUACAAUCUGGUUGCAGGAACGCUUGCAAAAUAUGCUGCAACUACUAGACCUGAUUUGGUCUCCCUCGUCGAGGACAUUCUUCGAUGGAAUGUCAGUGGCCAAUUCUGCCUUACCGAGCUGGGGAGAGGCCUAGACAUCUUCCGAAUGAAGACAUCAGCGACACUUCUCCCAACAGGUGAAUUCGAUCUUCAUACGCCGUUGCCCUCGGAUGCCAAGUUCAUGCCACCAACCGUUCCAGUGAAAGGUCUUCCAUGCGUCGCCAUUGUUUUCGCGCAACUGUAUGCGGACGGCGAAUGCCGUGGACCUCGGCCGUUUCUUGUGAAUCUGAACGACGGAUAUGAUAUGUUGCUACCACCUAGAGGAGGCUCGUCCCCCGUCAACCAUGCGCUCACAAGCUUCAAUCACGUCCGCUUACCGCCUUCGGCCCUUCUCGGGGACCUCGCCAAGUCCAACACAAUGCAUCGUGACUUCAUGUCGUCUAUAUGGCGCGUUGCGGUCGGGUCGCUAGCGCUUGGCUCAGCUGCAAUACCUAAUCUCCAGGUGGCAUCGUACAUCGCUGCGCGUUACUUUCAGCGUCGUCAUGUCACUAGCGUGUAUGGACAUCCUUUGCCCAUAAUUUCAUACCGGACGCAACAGCUCCCGUUACUACAUGCCAUCGCUCAGGCGUCCGUUCUAAGAGCGCUUUACAAAUGGGGCAUCGAGCGGUUCAUGGACAAGAAUCUUGAUGUUCGCGUGCGGCAUGGCAUCGCGGCUUGCUGCAAAGCAGUCAUGAUUCAGCAUGCACAAGUUGCAAAUUACGCACUGUCUGAAAGGCUCGGGGCCCAAGGCCUCUUCGAAUAUAAUCGGCUGUCCAACCUCUAUAGCGAGAUGAGGGGAGUUAGUAUCGCUGAAGGUGACAUUUUAGGGCUCGUGACGGAUACCCUGGCGCAAACCUACAAGUUACCUCUCUCGACACACCCAGACGGGCCCCUUGCAUUGCACGAAAUCUCGUUAUUCGACGAGGCAACCGAGAUGGUUUCCUCAUCCGAUUUCACGCAAGCAUUUAUGCAAUAUGUGCAGCCGCGCUGUCAGCUGAUGGUCGAAUCUAUGGGACACCGCAUGGCCUAUGAUGCCGCUGUCGACCAAGGGGUUUCGCAAUGUCUCGUCGAUCUGUAUCUCAUCAAUGCGAUCAAGACAGAUGCUGCGUGGUAUGUAGAACGCGGCAUGUUUACGCGGAAGGCCAUCGUGCAUAUGGAGGAUGCUGCAUUAUUACUCGCUGCGAUGGAGGUUGAGCCAUACGUGUCGUCACCCAUCAUAUCGGAUAAGUGCUGGGAGGAAUUUUAG
Suillus discolor is the source of this 1551-nucleotide messenger RNA. RefSeq names its product acyl-CoA dehydrogenase NM domain-like protein. The coding region runs from base 1 to 1551 and encodes 516 amino acids. Gene Ontology annotation, cellular component: peroxisome. NCBI's taxonomy places the organism in Eukaryota, Fungi, Basidiomycota, Agaricomycetes, Boletales, Suillaceae. The record is from RefSeq and is a predicted model, not a curated record. The transcript has 8 exons. Gene Ontology annotation, molecular function: FAD binding; fatty acid binding; acyl-CoA oxidase activity. Gene Ontology annotation, biological process: lipid homeostasis; fatty acid beta-oxidation using acyl-CoA oxidase.